AUGGCAUCUUCACCUUUGCCCUCAACCCCUAGAGCGGUAUCUGCGCCCACUCCGACUGCCGAUCAAUCUCGUACACCUGGAAAGUGGCGCCAUCCGCAACUGGCUGAGAUAGUCCGGCGUCAGAAUGCCAGGACCUUCGGAGAUCAAAAUAUCAAGAGUAUCGUCUGGAAUAGCGUCGCUCUAAUUGCGGUGCGGGCUUACGGCGACACUGUCCAGUCAUAUUCUAGUUCACUACUGAACACACUUGAACUCUCAAAGAUUUUCAACUUGUUGCGUUUUGUUCUACAACUUCUAUUCUUGGCAAACAUAGCCUUGGCCCUGUCACCUCUUUUCCGAUCAAAGGACGACCUCUCCGAUAUUCCUCUCACCCCUACUCAGCGCUCUCUCCUUGGCCUCGAUCCAUCUACCACAUCGCCCCUGACGCCGGGAAGUACAUACGUAACCCCGCCGAAGUAUCGGCUUUCUGCGUCGCGAACAGCAAGCUCUGCUAGCAAGGCUGCGUCGUCGCCCUUGUCGACAAGCGCUAGCGCUUCAGGACGUCGACUUUCGUCGGGCGCUUCAUUCUCCCCCUCUACCAGUCCGCUAUUCCAUAAAGCAGUGUCGAACGGAGGAAAGGACAGCGGACGCCGGCCCAGCUUCGGGUCGUCUACCGCAUCGUUCGGGCGAAGUUCAUUGUUCGGAGAGUCUAGUAUUGCGCCGUCAACCCCAUCUCCUGUUGGUGGCAAGCCUCCCGCAAAGAACCCCAAAGAACAAGUCCGCCAACAUACCAUUAAGUCCCAUCCAACCACGCGGCCUCUUGACGACUGGGAGACCUUCCCCGCUCGUGAAUACCGUUCGUUGGUGGUUAUCAUGGGUGCCUCGGAGUCCAAGUUGGUCUUCAAGCAGGGCAUUUUCCGUCUGUCGGAAGAGAGAGAUAUUCCUGGCGAUGAUCCUUACUGGGCAAGGUUCUGGGAGCUCCCAGAGUCGACCGAGGAUGUCUUCAGCCUGUUCACCCCCGCCGAUAUACGGCGGACUCGCGACCAUGCCAUUAUGAAUUUCGAAACGCUCUUAUUAUCGGUGACGUCUCGUUUGAUGAUCCUGAAAAACCACCCCUCGUUCCCGGAUCCCGAACUCGCUCCCGACCGCGACGCCCUCAACUGCAUUCGCAUCCUCACCCGCGUCCUCCCCUUCAUUUACGAGGCCGAAUAUUUGGAAGAAUGGGAAGACAAGUUCUUCUGGGGUCGUCGCAGGAGAAAGACGAGAGAGGCUCAGGUGGCGGCCGAGGUGCUCUUUGAUGAAGCUCAGGCGGAGGAUACGCGCGAUCAACCCCGAGCCAGCGAGUACGAAGAUAAGAAACCUUUGGCAGAAGAGUUGAUCGACACUUUGUUGGAUCUUCUCUUUUUCACGGACUUCACCAUUCCGAAGCUACCGACGGCGACAAACAAAGUCUCAUAUUCCAUCUGGCAGAGUGGUGUUGGGUGCAAUACCUCCAUGGGCUCUAGCAAAGAACUGGAGAGCAAUCGCUGUGAGGUUCUUCGGCUAUUGUUGACGAUAACAGGGAAGGCUAUGUAUAUGCCUUCUGGAUUACUCCCCGUGCAAGGCGUGAAAGCUAUUACGUACAUCACGACGUCCUCCGACAAGCAGGCGGUUCUGACCUUGCUUUGCUCCCUGCUGAACACGGCUGUCAAAUACAAUCCUGCUUCCUGGCGAGUCCCAUAUGAUCACGUUGUGUGGAAAGAUCCAAAGCAAAUAUUGGUCAUAUACUGCCUGCAGUUUCUGCUUGUUCUCCUCUUAUAUCCAGUUCCUGAGGAUGGGCGUGGAAAUCCGCCUAAGAAUUAUCAUCGCCAUUACUUUGGAAGGCUUCACCGGCCGCAGGAUUUCCAAUUUCUCGUCGACGGCAUGACGAGAAUCCUGAACCAACCUAUGCAAGCGACAAAUUCCUAUCUCCCUGGGAGCCAGAAAACCGUCAAAUGGGCACCGGAGAUGUUGAUGCUCUUCUGGGAAGCCCUGCAAUGCAAUAAACGGUUCAGGUCAUUUAUCAUUGAUUCGAAGCGCUCGCAUGAUUUCAUCAUCCUCUGCAUAUUUUACGCCAUAGAAUACAAGUCUGACCCAUCCAAGCAAGGCAUGGUUCGAAUGUGCAUCUUCAUUCUUCAAACCAUGAGCGUUGAGCCCAACUUUGGGAAGAGCUUGAACGUAAAGUUCGAAGCUCAGGAAACCCUUCCUCCCAGCAUUCGCAUCCCGGGCUUCAAAGGAUCCUAUGCCGACUAUCUUAUUAUGUCCGUGCAUACUUUGAUCACCGGAAGCAAAGGCAAUCUAAAUGCUGUCUACCCGGCACUCCUCGCAAUCAUCAACAACAUCGCGGCCUACGUAGAAAACUUGUCGCCGGCGGCGUGCUCGAAACUAUUGCAGCUCUUCGCGUCGAUGUCUGCGCCUAGUUUCUUGCUCGCCAACGAGUCAAACCAUGCCCUUCUUUCUUCCAUCCUAGAAUCUAUCAACACGAUUUUGGAGCAUCAGUUUACCAAAAAUCCUUUCUUGGUUUAUGUAAUCCUGAAGCACCGACGACGCUUUGAGGCAGUUCGAGAAUUUACACUCGAGAGCGGACAGCAAGAAAUUGAACGCCAGAAUGAGAGACGAAAGGCGGAGAAUGGUUCCAACGAGACUGCGUCUAGCCCUGUCUUGUCGGCGUCAGAAGAGGACCCUCACGCUUCUUCCGGCGCGCGAUCGCCGUUGGGUCGUAUCCCCGAAGAAAAUAGCCCUUUCGCUAUAGGCGGAGAUGACGAUUCUGAUGACGAGCAGGAAGGACAGAAGACACCGGCACACACGUCUCCAUCUGUCCAGAGCUCGCGAAGACCCUCCAUUUCUUCCGUUGCGGAUGAAAGUGUCCCCUUACAGUUACGAGGCAUGUCGGAGAAGGCCAGAGGAAAAAUGCCCGCCGGCCAGCCAGCCUUUUCUCGGCAAAAUAGUAUGACCAGCCAAAGCAGCAUGUCGGCGGCACUCUUGACAUCUCCCAACGGCUUCGCGCCGACUGCAGCGUGGCUCGAGUCCUGGUUGCCAGAACUCCCACUACACACGAUCCUGACUCUCAUCUCGGCCAUCACGCCUCACAUCCCCGAAUCUGCCUUCCAAGCGGCUUCAAGCCCGGAGGCCCGCACCCUGAUCGACAACCUACCUUCGUUUGCGGAAGACCCGGCCAUUCAUAACAUUAUAUCUGAGCCUGCCCCGGUGCGUGUCCAUUCAUUUGAAUGGUCGGCCCUCUCUAUGGGCUGGUAUGAGUCCUUACUCUGGGGGUUCAUUUUCUCGAGCGAGAUGGUGGUCGGCUCCGCGUCGGGCGCAACCCCUGGCACUGUUGGAGUGUGGAACGGAACCGCGAUUAAACUGUUCAAGGUCCAGGAGGCUGCCGCCCAAGGGCCUACGUUACUUGCGCCGAAGGGGGCAGUGGAUGCCGUUGGAAGCAACCUGGUGCAGCGGAUUGGAAACCUCAGUCUUCGACGCACGAGCACGCAGGACUCCCAGGCCAACUCCCGGCCAGCGUCGAUUCGAGAAGUCUAA
Molecule: messenger RNA, 3528 nt
Organism: Aspergillus affinis
Lineage: Eukaryota; Fungi; Ascomycota; Eurotiomycetes; Eurotiales; Aspergillaceae
Exons: 11
Coding region: 1-3528 (1175 amino acids)
Cellular component (GO): membrane; Golgi medial cisterna; Golgi trans cisterna
Source: RefSeq, a predicted model, not a curated record